GUGACACACCGCCAAGCAGGUGUGAUGUUGUCGUUUCCUGUUUUGCGUCGUACUAAAACAGAUAAGCUCCAACCUCACUUAAAGUAAUGUUUAGAUCUCCAAGAGUGAAAUACUGUGUAUUAAUGGUCAAACUGCAUCAAAGAAACAGUACCACACAUCGUCCUCCGAGGUUGAAGGACUUAACUACAGCUUCUCUCAUAUCCUGAGCGACCAUCAAGGUUGUUCAAGCUAAACAGUAAAACGCCUGGCAGCUUGAGACUGGGUACGAGACCGUUGGAGGCGUAUAUAUCGAGAUUAAAAGAACUCCAUAUCGCUUCUGUCCAGCACUGAUCCAAUAACAUGAACAACUCAAGCUUUACUCAUCCACAGACGUUCUCCAAACAGUUCCAAAUCGGAACAUCUAUGUUCACCGUUUUGAUGAUCGUGGCGACAAUCUUUGGCAACUCUCUCGUGAUCGCAGCCUUUGUUACAUUCGUUCGCCUUCGCACUGCUACGAACUACUUCGUAGUGUCUCUUGCCGCAACAGACUUGUGCGUGGCGCUUUUCUCUAUGCCUAUAUACGUAGCGUAUUUAGUAACUGGUCCUUCGUGGAAGCUGGGGUACAUCUUAAAACGUGUGUGGACUAUUAUGGACGUUCUGUCAGGGACUGCGUCUAUUGCGAACCUCGUAGCUAUCAGCUUGGAUCGAUGUAUGUGCAUAGAUAAACCUCUUAUGUACUACCAGUACAUAACAUCUGUGAGGGUACAGACUACUAUUGCUAUCAUCUGGUUAUACUCCAUUGCCAUGUCCAUCACAAGCUACUUCAUGUGGGAGUAUAGAAUAUUCAACUUCGUUGCUUCGAUCAUGUACUUUUGGGUACCACUGCUGAUCAUAAUUUCUGCAUACUCCGUUGUCUUUAGAGUGGCUUUACAUCAAGUCAGAAGAAUUAGCAUAGCAAGUAAUAUUGAACAAUCCUUUAGGAAAUCUUUGAAUUCAAAAUACAGUUUCGUGAGAGAAUUCAAAGCUGCCAAGACUCUUGCAGUUGUAGUAGGAGCAUUCAUCGUUUGCUGGUUGCCUUUUGUUAUAAUCAACGCCAUCUACACGUUCUGUGAGAAUGACAGCUGUCCACCGAUUAACGUUAAACACAUCUUAAUCACCAAAUGGAUGCAUUACGGCAAUUCCAUGCUCAACCCUCCUAUAUACGGAUUCAUGAACAAAGACUUCAGAGUUGCUUUCAAGCACUUGUUGUGUUGUAAGCAAAUCGCUUAUCGCGGGGAGCAAUUCACCGAGAACGCUAACGGAAAAGCAAGAAUUUCGCCACAAGUAAUCGAAAUGGAAAACGAAAACCGAAUAUCUGGCAGCAAUAAGGCAUAACAUAUAAAUGAAUGAAAUAAAUAGACUUUAUUUAACGAGGGUGACAUACAUUACUUGUAGUCCAGUAGUUUCCAUUAUGGCCCUCCUACCAAAUGAUCAAAGAAACAUAAAGUGUUUUAAGAAUCCGGCCAACUGGCAAAGAGGCAAACUAGUUGGCUAUUUACAAGCAUGGUCGAGAAACUAAAUAUGAUCUAAUCAGGAAUCGGGACAAAUACAGUCUCAGCUAGUGGGCACAGCGGGACUCGAACCAAUAUAUUAGAUGCUUUCUUGCUUGGCUCGAUGUUUUCAACACCGAUAUUGAAACAUGCGCUGAACAUAAAGAAUUCAUUCGACGAAACAGACCGGAUCCAUUACUCACUUUGUAUAAAUAAAGAUGUGUUGGCUUUGAUUCCAAUAACCGCUUUUAGAUUAGUGUUCGAUUCUGUUAUCCUCAGUAACUUUUAUCUGAUUUAUCGGAACAUUACUUUGUAAUACUGUCUAGAUUAAGUAGGAACAAAAAUACAGAUUUUCGCGGCCGCCAURUUGGAUGAAUUUAACAAAAUAUUUGUCAUUAGUUUCUUUGGAAAUAAUCUCCAACAUGGUCACCAUGUAGCUUGUAU
Actinia tenebrosa (Australian red waratah sea anemone) is the source of this 1952-nucleotide messenger RNA. Its product is annotated as beta-2 adrenergic receptor-like. The record is from RefSeq and is a predicted model, not a curated record. Gene Ontology annotation, biological process: chemical synaptic transmission; G protein-coupled receptor signaling pathway, coupled to cyclic nucleotide second messenger. Gene Ontology annotation, molecular function: G protein-coupled serotonin receptor activity; neurotransmitter receptor activity. Gene Ontology annotation, cellular component: dendrite; plasma membrane. Lineage: Eukaryota; Metazoa; Cnidaria; Anthozoa; Actiniaria; Actiniidae.